CCCUCAGGUGCUCAAUUACCUAGGACCCAAGCACAAAAGACAAGCCCCUCUUCUGGAAGUCCACAGGUCACACCACUGUCACUUUUUGAAAUCAUGAAACAACAAGCUCAAGAAGAAAUGCAGCUUGCUAUUAGAGGCAGCCCCUCUCCUCAUACUAGCUAUGACAGGCUACUGCAAGACAUGAGCACACCCAGUCCAGCAAAAAGAGAGCUUCUUUUUUCUCCACCUGAUCACCAGGAAACAAGGCUUAGAGAAGUUGGCACUCCAGGUCCUUUUGAGAAGUCAAUCAGCCAUGCCCAUGAUGCAAUGAAUAGCAUAACAAGCAAGGGGAAAUCUGUGAGAAAUGCUACUUUUCGUGAAAUUAACAAGGCAGCAGAAGAGAUCAUCACUUCCUUGUCAGAAAAAGGUCGCUUUGUUGGUCUGGAGGAGGUAAAAGCUGCCCUGUGCAAAGAAUUUGGAAAAACAAGUCUUACUGCUUUGGGUUUCAAAAAAGAGAGAGAUAUUCCUGCCCUGAAGGACCUAAUUGAAAUGCAGGCAAAAGUGAGUUAAAUUUUAUGUAAAGUAGCCAUGUUUGGAAUAUCUCAUCCUUUUUUUCAGUUUUUUUUUUUAAUGCCACGAUUAGGAAUUUGUGCUUAAUUGCAUGUAUACUACUAGUUCUUGUCCAUUUUGCAGAGUUUUGAAGUCCUUGACCCUUGUAUGGUUCUGUCACUAUAUGUUGCAAUCUGUCUACAUGACAUUUUAGACAACUGGCAUAUUGAGAAACUACGACCACCUCCAAUAAACUGGAUAUGAUAUUCUUGCAUUAUGUCCAGUCAUGGUUGAAAUCAGGGAUAAGCAUUUAUUUCACUACAAAACCAAAAACUAACUAUGGUGAAAAUGCUGCUUUCAGUUCAGUUAUCUCACGUCCUAUCGGUUCCUUCCUGUAACAUAAUGUUGAAUUGACAUGACAGUGAUAGAUUAGUAGAAACGAAAAAGUCACAUUCAAUUUAUCUGAUCUAUUUUAUCCCAAAGGUCAACUUAUUCGUCCAUGCGUACGUCAUGUCAAACAGCAUCUCCACUUUGUACGAAUUGAACCAAAGCCUUGCUGAUUUGGGUUCAAAAUCAGACUUUGAGGAGCUCAAUUUGGGUCCUCUAUUGAAACAGCCCGUGGUUUAUGACAUGUUUAAAGCUCCCCAAGGUCUUUCCCAAGUACCUCAUGUGACAACUAUCCAGAUUUUGAAGCACCUGGAGAAGUAUAUGACAAAGGAAGAUCUGUGGCGCAAGAAAGUUGAUUUAGGGAAAUUCAUGGAGUACCUCUCUGAAGAGUAUCAGUGUGGCACUCCUUUUGACCUUGGUGUCAGGAUACAGAGCAUUGGACUGGCUAUCUCGGUAAUGUUACUCAAUUUUUUUCUCUUACAUUUCUUUUUUUAAGCUUAAGAUCAAGUCUAAUAAAGCACGCGCCUUAUUUUACCUUUCGAAAUCAUUAUUGUACGUCACUGGGUUGGCCCAAAGGGAAAUACACCAUUAGUGAACGAGCCCCUUUCUAUUCUCCAGCGACCUCAUUUUGAUUAAUCCAUAUGGGUUGUUUAUUUGUUUUAACCAAUUUGUUAGGUGAUUAAAAAAGCCAAACAUAACGAGAGCGAGAAGUGGAAAGGUAUCAGAGAACAGGUGUCGGCUGACAUGGACGAAGAAAUCGAGAGACACUUGCGAAAAAUCAAGAGAGAUCUUCUUGGACAAGAUCUUGGCGAUUCAAGGAGCUGUGUCAAGAAAUUUCUUGACACAUCCCCGACAGACGCCUUGACGGCGGUGUUCGAUUGUUGCUUGGAGACGUUUGAGGACAGUCGCGCAAAAAAGAUCACUAAGUUCCUAGAAACAGUCACUAAAGAUUCACACGGGAGGCAUGUAUUUCAGCUAGCACUCUAUAUGAGUUGUCAGCGUCUGUUGGGAGACGCUUUGGAAAACCUGGUUGAUGAAAGAGUGAAGAAAGAGCUCGAGACAGCCAACAAUCUGGCAAGUCGCACAGAGACAGAAAGAGGGUUAGAUCCACCAAGCGAAGGUUUGAUAUUUUAUGUUUUGGUUUUAUAAGGGAAAAUUAUUCUGAAACCACUAGGCUUAGUUCUGAGCUAAGUACGUGCUAUGCUUCCUCGCUGUACAAGGAACUUAUCGCGAUAUUGAGGAAACUAGAUCACGAUUUCUACAUGUUGCUAAGUUUAGCAAGUUGUGUCAUUUACAAUUAAGUCGUGUCAUUUACAAUCCAUUCUGAUUUUUCUUCAGUCUUAUUUUUAUUGUUCGUCUUUGAUUCUACUUCCUUGCCUAGUCUAUCAAUGGAAGCUGUUUUUCAAUUUAAGUUCUAUAUUUUAAGAUUAAUCACAUAAAGGCAAAUAAAUUAGUCGCUGGUAUAAAAACUAUUGGUGACUAAACUUCAGUUAACCAAGUCAUUGAAUCAUUGAAUAUUUAACAAACGGAUUUCAUGUGGCCGAUAAUUCAGAGAUGACGUCGAAAUGUGUUAAGGCGCAUUUGAGUCCAUCACCGAUGUUUUUACUUCUUCCGUACGGAUGCACGGCCACAUGGUAUCUAUUUGUUUAAAAUGAUAAAAUGUAAAGUAAAUUGCUGUCAGUGGUGAUGUCAUCUAUGCAUCUGUCCCCUAAUAGAUCAUAGAUGAGAACCAAUCAAACUCGCAUAGGAUUCACCUUAUCAUAUAAACACAAAGUGUUAUAAGUCUUAUAGAUCAUAAAUUCAACCUUUUGUACAAAAGAGUAAUUCCGGGUAAACUAGUAAAAUUCGUGGAAUGGUCUACGGUGCUAGAUAUCCCUUUACUCAUUUUACUAAUUGUUCAUCGUUUUAUAUAUGUGAUAGGAAUUAUUGUCGAAGAAGUAAAUGAGUGGCUAAAUAAAGCGGAGCGCACUGACCUAGCGACGCUAGCCAGAAUUGAGGAAAAUGUCAUGAACAGAUAUUCAGGGUUUGACGGUUUUGAAGCCUUCGGUUAUGGUUCCUUCCUGAAGUUCUUGACGAAACACAAAGCGCUGCGUGAAACCAUAGCGGAGGUUGGUGGAAUUGCUCCGUCUGGCAACGGAGGAACCGGGCUUGGACUUCGAGUGUCACUUGAUAGCGUGCUGGAUUUUAUAUCUCAAUGCGGAACUGAACCAACUCCGGUAAGAAUUACAAUUUUAUUAAUUCUAGCGUUUAAAUAUGAAAUAACACAAACAAAAGCACUCAAAGCGGAGGAAUACUGUUAUUCGUGUCUUGUGGUGACAGAUCUUAGAAAAUCGUAUGGAAAAAUCUUGGGCUUACUUUAUUCGCUGUAAAUAAACUUACAUUGGUACCAACCAGCAGCUUAAGGGAUUCGUUCACUUAACCCAUAGCCACAUAUUAAGAUCAAAAUUCCACAAUGUACGUUACGUUUACUGAGACUUUUGGUUACAUUUACCCUUUGCAAUCCAACAUUAGUAUGCACAUUCUCUGCACUGUUUUGAAACGAUUUCUACCUGUACUGUAUGAUACUGACAAGGUGUACUAGCUUAUAGUUCACAAUGAUAUCGUUUUUUUUCUCAUGACUUUUAUGUCAGAUCAAGAAGUAAUAUUGUUUGGCGAUAUUAGCAGCUUGUCACUCUAAGGGAUAAAAGGUUUAAUUUACUGAACGGUAACAUUUAUCAAGUUGGAACGUAAGCCUAUCCUGUUGAGUAAGCUCACUUCUUUUGCCUUUUUGUUUAGGAGUCCAUAGAACAGUACUUGUGUGAUUACUACAAUGUCAAUAAAGUGACGGAUCUCGGAUUUGGGUCCGCUGCGAAUUUGGUGAAAAAAGCUGCAGAGCGAAAGAAGAACUUAGUAGGAGCGAACAUUCCUUCGAUAGUUUACGAAGCUGCUCUUUUGCGUCACAGCUCUGGAGUGGGAGAUACGGAUAGCACCAGCGUAAGCACGCGUAGCGGUGGUGUUCUGGGUUUUAAGAGUAAAGAAGAAGCUUUAGAAGCUAUAAAAAGCACUCCCCUCCUCGAAGAUGUUUCCCUCUGGACUCACUGGGAUGAGGUUUUCGGUGGAGAGGUCUCUAAACUUGGCGACCUAAAGUCAUUUUUGGAAAAUGAAGGGAUUCUUUUGAGUACUAGAAAGACAUCUUCCCAAAGUCAAAACCCUCUGGUUGUCAUGGAAACAUCUCCUGGUGUUCUUCUGCGAGUCACUAUGGACACAUCGCCGGACAUGUUUAGAGAAUGCACGCGUCACCGAGAUGUGAUAGGAGCGACUGGGCAUUUGGUUUCCAUGGUAGUGAUGAAUGGUGGUGUUUCUAACACCCCAGUGGCUCUCUUAGCCAAUCAUGUACAAUCGUCAUUAGUAUCAAUGGUAGUUGACGACAGAGGUGACAGCGAUCAUCGAUCUACUUUUGUUCUUAAAUGUUUGACCCGUAUGCCACUCAGAUUAGCACAGGCAGUUGGAGCAAAGGUGUGUAUUAGUACUUACGUAGAUCGUCGGCUAACCUUUUGUAUGAACUCAGACUAGCGUCAAGAGCGCGUCCUGCUCUUCCUCUCCCAGUCUUCCUGAUCAUCGUUAAUGUUGCCUUUAUUGGCUUCAAAACAUGACUGCUUUAGUGCCUUAACAAACUUGGCUAGGAAUGCUUUUGUCAACUCAGUAAUGUUAGGUAGACUGAAAGCGUCAAGCAUAGGGCCCCCUUUUGGUUUUAGGCUACCGCUAAGAGGAGCAUCAGCGUACAGGAGGCUUGAAACAAGCAUUAAUUAUAAUCACUGUCAUGCGAAAGGUACGAUGUUUUUUUCAUUAAAAAAAACAUUUUUAAGUGCAAAGAUAACCAGCGUUCUAAAGGCUUUUUCGUUCUUAGGAACUGAGUUGAUAAUACAAAUUGGCCAGCAUCGAGAGUUUAUGAAGCUGACGUUGUGAACGUUAGCCUUUCGUCAGAACGAACACAAGAAUUGUGACUUAUGUGCGAUUUCAAUACAGAAAUAUGGGGCUACACCAAGGCUUGUCAUGAAGUCUCUCAUGUAGUCUGUGAAUGGGUUACCAAAGCACUUUGAUUCGCAAUAUUUCUUCGUUGUUAGACAGAAAAUUUGGUGUUUUUUUUCCAUAGUUCAUUCUAACCACCUGUCUCUGUUGUUUAGGUUUUCUUUGAGCCUCUCAAAAAGUUAGUUGGCUCAACCGAGGCAGCAUCCUUGCUGCUAAGAAGCUGCUUUACCCAGUCUCAACGCGGCCGUCUUCACCUCCUGGGCUUUGCCUUGGGGAUAGAUGAGUGGAGAGAUGACUUUCUCAGCAGAGUUGCGUGCAAAAGAGAGGAAGACGAAGGCUUGGUCUCCGGUGGUUACAGUGAUGACGAACAAAAGAGACCGAUUGCUGUUGUCAAGCCAGUUGCGGCUCAUGUUUCGUCAACGCUGCAGACAGAGGUGUGUAGACUGAAAUUUCCUUUGAUCUUUUUAGAAGCGUAUGAAGAUUGUUAAACAUAGUUGUUGGAAUUGUAUGAAGAUUGUUAAACAUAGUUGUUGGAAUUGCCCCCUUUCGGUACCUCUAAUAUAAUUUUUUUUACGUUGUAUCAUCUGAGAGUGGCUUUUCCUGGUAUAAUGACUAUGGUAACAGCUAUUUUUUCCUAGACUUCCACGGAAAGUGAACCAGAGGGCGAUGUAGCAGUUUCUAAAGAUCAAAAAAACUUUGCUGAGAAGGCUGGAGACGAAGGUAUUUUUUGCAGGCCCUUAUUCCUUCUUUGCUUCCUUUAUACCUUCCGGUUUCCCUUCUAUCUUUUGCGUUCUUCAUUCCUCACUCAUUGUCUACUUAAUCUAUAAUUUCUGCCGAGUACUUUAAUUUUCGGACCUUCUGUUCCUCUUUCUGGCCCAGUAGCCAAACCCUUCGCAUCAUGAUAAUGUGCCUUGAUCCAUAAGCCUAAAUUUUGUCACAUUUUUUUUACAAUCUUAACAGUUACAUCGAGCACUCAGGAUGAAUUUCCAGAAGUACCUCCCACUCCUUGUGCUCCUCCCAGACAGCAAGAAGAUGAAUGCAAAGCAGUAAUCGACCAAAUUCGCCGAGAUGACUUUGGAAUCGGUAUUGAGCUCGGAGAAGAGGAGUCCAAACUUGUCCAGCGACAGCGCGAAAGAGAAGGUCGUGGCUUAGCACGUCUGUCCAGUGAGCUCUACUCUAGGGACACCCACUUUGUGUUGGAGCUCGUUCAGAAUGCAGACGAUAAUUCCUACCCCGAGGUGUGUUCUGACCCAGGAUUUCCGUCCCUUUUGUUCGUCCUCGAGCGGGACAGGAUCGUGAUACUGAACAACGAGAUUGGAUUUGAGGAGAAGAAUAUCCGUGCGUUGUGUGAUGUCGGAAGAAGUACCAAAGGGAAACAUCGCUAUGGCUACAUUGGUAAGUGGGUACAUGUGAGUCUUGCAUUAUAAGAUUAAUUUCGCCCAUUUCGGCAAUGGAAACUAAUUCUCACCUAGUUUGCGCAUACUUCCAGUGUGAUCACAGCAUCCGUAAUUUCCGUCUUAAGAGGUUCGUAAGUUUGGUUCUUCGAUUGCUUAGGUUAUGGGUGUUUUCCCUUGUCUACAAAAAAUUUUGAUGUUUCAAGGUCACAAAGAGUUGCAAGGAUAUGACUGCAGAACAAUUAAAUUAAGGAUCAACGCUUAUCUACGCUAAGGUUUUCCUAGAGUAAUUGUUUCCACAUGAAAACCUUUCUUUUGAUUUUGCGUACAAAAUAGUUUGAUGUAUCAAAGUCACAAAUAGCUACAGGGGGUUAUCUACAGAUUUAGUAAAGGAUUUAUGCCUAUUUAAACGCAAGGUUUUCCUAAAGGAAUGGGUUCACGUAGAAAUGUGUAACGCAGAGUCUCAGUACUUACACACAAUCCACUUUUAGAACACCUUUCUGUUUGGUCAGUAUUAUGACCUACAAAAUGGAGUGAUAGAAAUUUAUUGUAGAUGUUCAUUGUUCUGCGCAAUUUUAGGACAAAAAGGUAUUGGUUUUAAGUCAGUCUUCCGGGUUACUGAUUGCCCCGAAGUCCAUUCCAAUGGAUAUCACAUUCGAUUUGACGCUAAAAGCGGGCCAAUUGGUUACAUUCUUCCUGAGUGGAUUGGAGGCAAUUGUUCGGAGGAACGAACCAUGGAGGAUUUGGGAGACGAAUCUGUUGAUGAUGAGAAAGGAGAUAAUGGCAGUGGAGCAAGCAGUUCCGGGGAUGAAUUUAGCUUGUAAGUUUAGACUUUUAUACCCCUUCCGACAGGAGAAUCCUUGGUGAAUUGUCACGCACAGAAACAGGUGUCUAAACUUAGCAUGUUUCCAAAACGAAUUGUUUCAGGAAAGAUUUAAACCAGACCUUCAACUAAAGCCUUGGUGACACUUGAGCGCUCUGCGAACUCGUUUUUUUGUUUUCUUGUUACAUUGUUUAUUCAAAAUGCUUUCUUUUCCCUCUUUUUUCCCCGUAGCUGGCCGACUCGCAUAGUUCUACCAUUAAAUGAUGAACAUCGACAGAACGAGAAGUCCUCUCUGGCGCCCAGGUUUCACGAUAUCCGUCCCUCACUCUUGCUAUUCUUGCAUCGUUUGCGAGGAAUCUUUAUUCACGACAAGGUGGGUUUAACUCUGUGUCAACAAAUUAAAAUGCUCAUUCUUCUCUUAGCAGGUUUCUACACAAACAUAGGCAGUUAAGACUCCAGACAAAAACUCGUUGUCGGUGGUAUUCUUAUUCAUAGCAGCAGCAAGUGCCAUGAACAUCAUCAGAUAUCGAACCACGCAAAUGUCAAAUAACGUUCUAAAUUGUAAAAGGUAAAAUUUACCUCUGCUAAUUCUUCUUCCUUUCAAUGCAACGGUUUUCUUGUUCGAACCAGUCAGUUUAUUUUUGGUUCUCUGAACGGAUUGAAAUCUGAGCCAUUUCCAUAUUUCUCAAUCUGAUCACGAAGUUGGCAAGAUCAAAACUUUAUGCCCUCUACAUUUGUUGCUUUUACUACUUGGCUGAAAUUGCCGAAAAUCGCCAAACCUUUCAAUUUUUCUCCAGGUACAUAAUAGUCGCAGUGAAAUGAUAAGGAAGGACCUGGGAGAUAACAUCAUGGAAAUCAAGCACACCAAAGGCACGGAUCGGUGGCUUGUUAUCAAAAAACAGCUCGACGCCUCAAAUGUAAGAAGACAGCUUACGAUUACCUUAAAAGUACAAAUGUAUUGUCGUUUUGCUGCUGAUAAGGCCGGCAAUCAAAGUUUUUUAUCUUUAAAAUCAUUGAUAUGUAAGUGGUACCAGGGACGAUUGCAAGUACUUGUGCAUUACACUGUCUUCAUGUUUAUUUAUUCGGCAUUUGUACGAAUUUUUCCUUUUUUUUAGUUUUAUUGCCGUAAUCUCGCAUUCUACACUGAGUACGAUCAUCUAAGAUUUUAAUGGGUUUUGUGAAAAGCAUAUUACCAAAGCCGAACUUCUUAUUUUAAUUGCUUUUGUCACUUUAAUUCAAUUCAGAUGAAAGAGGAUGUAGAAAUGACUGAGCUGGCGCUAGCUUUCCCUUUGUUUGAUGACUCAGGCAGUACUUCAAGUCUACGGAUUAGGCAUCAGGUAAAGUUCACCAUGUUACACUUCAGUUCUUGGCUUGUUUUAGUGUUUCCUGAAAAUGAUAUGGAGUGAGAGCCAAGCGAAAAGGGUUUUCUGGAACCCCUGAAAUAAAAUUACUGGUGAAGAAAUGUAUAUCUCUUACAAAACCUGUUGAAAUUAAUCUACAUUAUACACCUGAAAAAAAUACGAAAAUAUUCUCCUCUCGAAGAGCUUAUCUUCCCCCAAUUUAGUGUUGCUUGAAAUAUUUGAAGAUUGAUAAAACUGUAAUUAUAAAACACGUAAGCAAAAUAUGCAGCAUUGACUGAGCUGUGGGGAAGGGAAAUGUCUAGUCGUCAUAGGGGCAAGGACAAGGGCAAUAGAAUCUGGCAAAUUUGCACGCUUAAAGCAGCACAAGGGAUCUGGAGCUCAUCUGUUCUCUCUAUGUCCCUUGCAACAAAGGGGACGUAAGAGCUAGGUACAUAUAAACCUGGGCAUAUUUAAUGAUCUUCUUAGAGCAAAAUGAAAACAACGAAUGGCACUCUAGCAAGUGUUUUGGUCAUACUUUGUAAUUAUAUGAAUAUUAACUUUUAUGGGCGACACGGUUACCUAGCGGUAAGCGCGCUGGAGGUGACCUUGCGAUGAACACUUACCUCAUUCAAGUAUAGUAACGAUACCCCCAGGCGUUUCAUGUCACGAGAACCAGUAUAAGCUCCAGCGUGAUGGGUUACUUGGUUUGAGUGUAUACGUUAGGCUAAUUUUACUUUUAUCAGGGGAAGGCGGGCUUAGAAUGUAUUUUACUUUAUAUCUUCUACAGAACCUGCCGCCACAGAAUGUGUUUGCGUAUCUUCCCCUGAGAAGUUAUGGUUUUCGAUUCAUCAUUCAAGGCGACUUUGAGGUUCCUUCGUCUAGAGAGGAUGUCGACAGUGACAAAUCCUGGAACCAGUGGCUAAGGGAAGAGAUUCCACAACUGUUUAUUGACGCUCUUUCGGUGUUCAUGGUAGGAAGACGUGUAGUUUUUCCAAUCAGUCAUUUUGUUUCUAGCUUCAAACCCUCUAAAUUAAGGAUCCAAAUCUUGAGAUUUUAAAAUUUUGGGACUAAAACUUCAAAGUAAUUGAAAUAUUUGUUUCUUUCUCAAAAGGUUCAUCCAUCCUUUUCCGGCCUUUCCUCGGUGGUUUCAUAUUUCCAAUUUGUACCGCUUGAAGAGGAAAUCCUCGACUUUUUUUCGCCUGUUGCUCGUCAUAUUUUAAAACUUCUUCAAAGUAAGUGUUGUAUACCUGUAAUCGUGUCCAGCAACGAAACUGAGGAACCGACCGAAGCUGAUGAUAGAAAGAGCUACAAUUGGGUUCUCCCCACUGAGGCUAUUUUUUCCGAAGACAGCAUGAUACAGGAGCUCGUAACCCCUGCCCUUUUGAAGGAGCACUUAGGGUUGAGCUACCUUCACCCAGAAAUUGUUCCAGCGCUGAAUCCCACCCUGAGAUCCCGUCUUGGAAUCGAGACUUUGUCCAGCAGGCACUUGAUGGACAUUGGCAGAGCGGAGGUGAAAAAGGCUUCAAAUGAAUCAGAUGAAGCCGCAUCCCAUAGUAAGGACUACAAACUGGAUGUUGUGAGGAUAGGUUGGGUAGCUCGAUGGUUGCAGUGCAUGUAUAGGUGUCUCGAGCAGGAGCGAAAUAGCAGUCAAGAAAUGCUUGAUCGAAUUCGUUCUCUCAAGGUGAUUCCGUUAACAGAUGGCACAUUCGUAAACCUCAAGGAAGACUCUGUUUUCCUACCGUUGUCUUUGCAGAAAAUAUCCGAGGGAGCUAUUUCAAAGGCUAAGAAAGGUAGGUCCGUAUACAGAUUUAAUCACAUAAAAACGGUAUUGAAAGUAUAAUCCUUAAAUUGCUAAACUCUUCACUUUUUGUCGUAAAUGAUUUACCCUUUUUUCUUUCGGAAGAGGGUGGCAAAAAACCCUCCAUAUUAUAGCUCUUGUCGAGUUAUCUUGAGGGAUUCAACGUAUUAGGGAGUCCAAAUAUCAAUACUCAAAUGAGUAGUACGCCAAAAGUAAAUCUAUGCUCCAGAGAGCGGCUUGAUUUGAAUUAUCAGAUCAGUAUUCUGGAGUAAUUGGCAUUUAAUGACGCUUUUUCUCAUUUUCAGAAAAUGAUAUAGAAUUUCGUCCUGUUCAUGAAAUUUUUCUGAUAUCUAACUCCAGGAUCCAAAUCUCAGGAGCAGACGACAUUCUCGGUGCUCGAGAAGGACCUCUCCACAGUACAUCCGUCUUUGUUCUCUUCGCUGGAUGAUAUCGGUCGUUCUCAAGUUGAGCAACUGUUGAGAAGUUUAGGAGUCAAAGUUUGGAGCCCUAAGGAGCUCGUCAACAGUCACAUAAUCCCAACUUUCAAGUCAGACAAGUGGAAGGUAUUAAAUUCGCAUUGUACUUUUGGCAAUGAUGAAUGUUUAGGCGAGAGUUAGAGGCCAAGUCGGUCUCACGCUUCUUUAUUGGCUGUAGUUUUCUCAUGCAUGUAAAUAAUUGGUUUCUUAAAUAGAAAUUCAUCGUUCGUAGAUAUCAUUUCGCAGAGGCUUUAGAAUUUUGAAACUUAUGUUCAUCUCGAUAUCUGAUAUCGUAUCCCAGAUAAUUUUUAAAGAGACAACUAGGAAACUUUAGAGGAAUCUUGGGGAGAGCUGGCAGUGUAAUAUGAUUCCAAUACGGAUAUACUUUUUGUGAUUUACAGUCCAAGUCUAAUGAAGUGUUGAGAAGCUACCUUGUGUACAUUCUGGAAGAGCGCUUGAAAGACCCCUCUGCAUGUGAUAUGGAUGAAUUAAAGUCCUGCGUACAGAUUUUAACGAACAAGGGUGUUUUUAAUCCAACAACAACGUCGAUCCAUUUCACGCCCAAAUAUGGAAGCACAAUUGACCUUGCUGGCCGGUUGCCCAGUAAGUCGCCUUAUAUUUACCUGUGUUGCCCUAAGUUGAGCUCUUGCAGGUGUAAAUCUGGCAUAAAUUUCACCAUUUUUCUGCUGUGAAAAUGGUCGUGAGACGGACUAUUUUCGGCAAGAUUGACUGUUUUGCUGUGAUGUUAUCGGCUGACUCAAGUGGCGUAAGUCCGGGUCAAUUCCCAUCCAUCGGAAGAGUUAUGUCGUUCUGUUUUUUUGGUUCGUUGUGUAAAUUUUGUUACUUAGUGUGGUACUGGUAACUGUUGAUAGCUGGUAAGAGGAGUCUAAGUGUUUAAGUAGUGGACCAGCUUUCCAGAGUCGUCAAUGUAAUGAUGACUUCCGCUUAGAGUAUCGAAACGUCAGUCACUCCUACGGAUAGCAGUCCCGCUCAGAUCUCCUUUAAACCAGACAAUCAGACUUCACGAUCAAAUGUUACUCCUGACUUCCAACCGUUUGUUGUGUUCUUGUUGUACAUUGUUUUUGAUAUUUGCAGUUCCCUCGGAUAGGAAGGUAGAAAUUAAUUAAAUGUAUAUUUUCUCUUCUCCGUUAAGGUAUUUCAUGGACUCUUAUUGACGAAUCGUACUUGGACUGUUAUACAGGAUUGAAAGCUUGUUCUACGGAUUGGAAAGAAUUUCUUACCAAGCUCGGUGUCAAACACUUUUUGUCCAUUAAAAGGAAACCAGUAAGGAUACAUCGAGACACUAUGGUAUGCUCUUAAAUCUUUAUUUCAGCAUCCACCUGGUUAUAUAUUUGUUUAUACCAGAUUGUUUUUAUGUCAUAACAUAUUACCUAGGUCUCUCAGUUUCAUCUUAAGAGGUGCAUUUUGGAAGUAUGCAUUCAGAAAAGUAAAUAGACAGUAUAGAAAUCUAUGCAUGGUUAGAACGUUCAACUAAAUAUCUCCUUUUUCUAUUUCUUUAGGCUAAAACACCUUGGGCGUCCUACGAAAACAUUUGGCAGACAACUCCAGAUGGCUUUUACAUUAUUAAUGACUGGGCCUGCGAGCAGUUUGAAGAAUUUCUUCGAAAGAUUGACAGCACCGACGCUAAGCAACGAAUCAGUCCUGAGGAGUCAAAGUUCUUGGCUCAGUGCAUAGAUGAACGUUGGGCUGACGAGUACGCACAGUAUGCUGAAGAAUUUGUCCACGUUGAAGAUACAAACGGGCAUAAUCUCAAGGAAACUCGAUCAUCCUUUUACCUGAAUCUCGUCACCAAACCGUGGAUGGCCUCUACCGCUGGAGGGAAGGACUUCCAUCUUCCAAGAGACCUCUUUGUGCGGAGUGAACUUGUUUAUCAGCUACUUGAGAAUCACGUAAACUACGUCGCAGCAGAUUUAAAGAGCUCGUCUUUCAUAGAAACUCUUCGAAUUCGAGAAAACGUAGGCGUGGAUGGGCUGAUAAAUGAGAUGAAGAAGUGGUCAGGUGGCGGCUGUGAAAGGAUGGAUGGAAAUCAACGAAAGGAAUUUACGACUUCUGUUGCGCACAUGAGCAGAGUGUAUUUCUUUCUUCUUGAGAAAAUGAAUCAGAGUGGGGUAGAAAGAAUGAAAGUACACGAGGCAUUUCUAAAGAAUGAGAUGAUAUUUGUUCCACAUCGCCCUCCAAGUCUCCAAUCGGCUGGAUUUUUUUACCUGAAGAAAGACGUUUGCUGGACAGAUCCGACAGAAGUCUCUCGGAAGCUUCUUGAAGAACAAGACAAGAUGACCACAAGGCCUUUAUUGGAAAUGUUCUAUGGAAGCCGAAGUACCCAGGAAAGUCUUUCAGCCUUUUUUGUUGAUCAUAUCGGUGUCGACGCGACACCUAAUGUGGGUGAGUACAUCGAAAUGGCAUCGACUGUUGCCGAAGUUUCUCGUUUUCCUUCUCCUUCAUCUUUGAGCGAUAUGUUGCAAAUCUUUGCCACCUUUGGAAGUAAAUGCAUCGGACGGGACCACAAACACAGCAUGCGACUUGAUCAACAGAUCGACGCAAAUAUGGCUGCCUUUUUGAAACAGUCCUUACAAGACGACCAAAUACGCAUUUUCCCUACAACGGAUAAAUGGGUUGCACUUUCUGAGAGGCCACUAAUAGCCGAUGAUAAAACUCUCUUGAAGAUUUUCCAGAAGGAAAAAAGUGUCCACUUUCUUGACUUUGGAGAUUUCUAUCAACCUCAAAAGCGUCGCUCGUCUAAAAACAAGCCUCAAGAAGACCAUGAAUUAAUGAAGCACUAUGUUUCCUCGUUCUUGAAUAGCUGUGGAGUAGCAACGUUGAGUAAAUGCGUCAAGAAAGAGUUUACUCCAGGCGGCGCAGUGCAAUACCAGUGCGUUCCCUUGCAGAAGCACUUCCACCAACUCAUCCCAUGUGUGCAACGUUUCCUAUACUCCAGGUAUCAAUCGGUGUACAACGAACUAAGCUCUCAAGGAUUUGCACAGAAACUGCCGCAGAUGCAAUUUGCCUCCGUACCAAGUUUGGCAACUGUGUAUUCAUUGUCCACACACCCUGAGGUUCACGUUCCCCUUGAAGAAAAAUCCGGCAUACAAGAGGCUGGGGGCAUGUUCUGUUUAUAUGUCGUACAAGAGUAUCAGGAUAAUUUAGAAGUCUUAAAUGCCGAGAUGAUUAAGCUGUUAAGCUGUGGAGGGGAAAAACCGGGUGCUUCAGACCUCAACAACUUUUUGGUUGCUGUGAAAAAUUACAAUGGGAAUGAUCUUGACAGCUACUUGGAGGAUAAGCAGGAGUUGGAGCCAUUACCGGAAGACGAAGAACGGUGGAUCGUUCCACCUCCUGAGGUACCCGAAAUUGUAAUGGAUGAUGGUGAAGAGGCUAUGAAUGAAGCAGUUCCUUUUCAUAAGGAAACCGCCACCCCUUCCAGGUCAGGCGACGAUGGUCUUCAUUCCUGGCCACCAAAAUCGUCUGCUCAAUAUGACAAGGCUUGUAAACGUGAAGGGGAUCCCGGUGGUGAACACAUUCUAAAGAUUUGGCCCUUGCCGGAGCCUCCUGAAACUGUAGAGAAGCCCUUUAGAGAAGAGAAUCAGGACUAUUUGGUUCAGAGACCUACACAGCGUGAUAUUAAUACCACAAGAGCGCCAGAGGCCAUGUCGGAAAAUCCCCUGAAGGGAGAGGCUAGGAAACCGGCGCAGGAUAAUCCUGGUGCAGUCGUCCCUAGGCAACAGCGCACUGAAAACGAUGCACAGCAACCACCUGAGGUAAUCGUUGACGAUGCUUUGGUGAACAACCAGCAGAUAAGUUCUCGCGAAACAGCAAGUGAUUUGUGUCCCAAUGAAAUUGAGAACCGUCAGCACAAUGCAAAGAUCGUGGAGUCCCCUCCACCCCAAGUGCCCCUACCUGGGGAGAUGACUUUCGUAACCAUUCCUGGCGAUGUAGCGAGGCAAACGUCUCCCAGCCGCUCCAAUCUCUGGUUUGAUGGAGGUCCUUCUGAAGUUGAAUUCGAAGAUCUACAAUUUAAUGAUAAUCAGAGGAUCUUGGAGCGGAUCCCGCUGUUGGAUAACCCAAACAAAGAAGACAUUGGUCGUUGGGGAGAACAGUGUGUGUUCGAGUUUCUCCAAGAGCAAGCACGAGGCCACUCUCCUGGCUUGGUUGAAAUUGUCUGGAUAAACGAAAACGGGAACACAACUGCGCCGUACGACAUUGAGAUUCGACAACAUAUCUCAGGUGUUAAGGAGAGUGACAAACGCACUGUGGUAACGUUCGUUGAAGUGAAGACCACUUCCUCAGAUCAAAAGGACUCUUUCGAGCUGUCCGUUCCGGAACUUCAAUUCGCUUUGAAGCACCAAGUCGCCUUUCACCUUUAUCGUGUUUUUAAUGCAGGCAAACCUGAUAUUGUUCGAAUUCGCCGUUUGCAAAAUCUUGCCACCCACUUAGAGAAGAAGACCGUAAAACUGUGUAUGGUUAUCUGA
Messenger RNA from Pocillopora meandrina, 15238 nucleotides. The record is from the annotation of a GenBank genome assembly. Lineage: Eukaryota; Metazoa; Cnidaria; Anthozoa; Scleractinia; Pocilloporidae.